Messenger RNA from Archocentrus centrarchus (flier cichlid), 2846 nucleotides. It is a transcript of the gene oxr1a, whose product is annotated as oxidation resistance 1a. The record is from RefSeq and is a predicted model, not a curated record. Gene Ontology annotation, cellular component: nucleus. NCBI's taxonomy places the organism in Eukaryota, Metazoa, Chordata, Actinopteri, Cichliformes, Cichlidae. Gene Ontology annotation, biological process: response to oxidative stress.
GCCCCACUCUGCUAAUGAGGACAAGGUCACAUGACAGGCCGAUGCUUAACUUAAGCAGUUUGAGGGAUCGAUUCCAUUAUCUCUUCAGCGCAAGAGUCAAUGGAACCCACUCUGGAGCAUGCUGGACUGAAGAAGAAGUCUCAGUCAGUGGAUAUUGCCAGUCAAGGCUUCUCCCCGACUCUGGUGCCCGCCUCGCCCCUCAACAAGGCUGCGCCACCUGUUGCCAAGACAACCACUGUCCUCGCAGUGCAGGAAAACAACACCACCAACUCCCAGCGCCGCAGCCCUCGUUGUGGCGAGCUGAAGAGAGGCUACACCAUAGACACUGGCCAGAAGAAGACUCCAGAAAAGAAGGAUGGGAGGCGCAUGUCGUUCCAGAGACCCAAAGGGACCAUCGAAUAUUCUGUGGAAUCGCGGGACACGUUGAACAGCAUUGCGCUCAAGUUUGACACCACACCCAACGAGCUGGUUCAGCUGAACAAGCUGUUCUCCAGAGCAGUGGUGCCUGGCCAGGUUCUGUACGUUCCUGAUCCCGAGUACGUCUCCAGUGUCGGAAGCUCCCCUUCCCUCAGUCCCAUCAGCCCCUUGUCUCCCACCUCCUCAGAAGCUGAUUUAGAGAAGGUGACGGAAUCUGAUGGCCCCCCCAGACCAGAAGCCGUUCACCCUCCAGUGUUCUCAGCCCUGCGCCAGUCCAGAGUGGUGUCAUCCACCUCCGAGGAGGAAGAAGCCCUCACAGAGAAGUUCCUCAAGAUCAACUGCAAGUACAUCACUGAUGGCAAGGGUGCGGUGAGUGGGGUGUUGUUGGUGACGCCCAACAACAUCAUGUUCGACCCUCAUCGCAUGGACCCCCUGGUACAGGCCCAUGGGUGCGAGGAGUACGGCAUCAUGUGUCCUCUAGAGGAAGUGCAGUCUGCCGCCAUCUGCAAGGAGAUCACUGAGCCCAAGAUCAGAGAGACUGUCCCAGAUGACCUGGAGCCCCUGCCAGUAGAGAGACAUCCCUCACAGCAGAAGGAACCAGACCAGCGUCUGAGGGAGCCUGGGACCAAUGAUAGUGGCAGCACAGCCCCACGCAGCACAGAGGGUUCCUUCUCCGAAGAUGUCUUCACUGAGUCAGAGCUGUCCCCCAUUCGGGAGGAGGAGCAAGCAUCCAGUGAGGAUCUCCGCUUAGACAAGUCCUCCGGCGCUUCCACAGAGUCUGUGCAAACCAUCACCCAGGUGGAGACUGCCAGCUCCCAGACCACAGGCAGUGCCCGUGGCUCAAUCAGCCAGCCGGAUGAACCCGCGGUGGCAAAAGCAGUGGACAAUCCACCAGAUACUGCCACAGAAAACGAUAGCCAGUCCCCCAUGGGAUCCAAGCAACACAGCGUAGAGAAGCCACCAAGCACACCCACUACCACCACCAGCAGCAGCACUAGCCAGGCCCAGGGUCCCAGCCGCAGCACCUCUCGCCCAGGGUCCCAAAGCUCAGCCACCACUGGUGCCACAGACACCACCUCUGUCUCAGCCAGUCCACAGGUGGAUGCCAAUCAGGGCACAGAUCCCUCCCAAACGGACACUAUGCAACAAGGCAAGGAGGAGAAGGAGAACGCAGAGCAGACGCAAAAGGACGGUGUGCAGAACUCUGCAGAGGGUACAGGGUCCGCUGAGAGGCGGAAGCACCGCUCUCACAAGUUCCUGUGUCUGCGAGUGGGGAAGCCCAUGAAGAAGACAUUUGUUUCCAACGCCAGCGCCUCCAUGCAGCAGUACGCCCAGCUGGGCAAGAAGCAUGAGUACUGGUUUGCUGUGCCGCAGGAAAGAUCAGAUCACCUGUAUGUAUUCUUCAAGCAGUGGAGCCCAGACAUGUAUGGUGAGGGGGUCAGAGGGAUUGCACAAGAGCCUGGGUUUAUGGUUGUCAAGAAGAAUGAGGUGACAGAAGCAAAUGAGGACGAGGCCAUCACCGACCUCAAUGUCAAGGAGUGGGAGGUAGUGUCUUUGACGGAGUACCACCGUCGGAUCGAAGCGCUAAACAGCGAAGAUCUGCGCUCGCUCUGCAAACGACUCCAGAUUACCACCAAGGAAGAGGUGAACUCCAAACAUGGCACCGUCAAAACGGAGCUGGAGCCCGAAAUGUUCAAACCCAACCUCAGAGAACCCAGCGAACUCCUGGAGGCCGACCAGAUAGAGAAGCUUGCCAAGAAUCUCCCUCCACGGACCAUUGGGUACCCAUGGACGCUGGUCUUUGGCACAGCAAAGCAUGGCAUGAGCAUUAAGACACUGUACAGAUCCAUGCAGGCCCAGGACACCCCGGUGCUCCUGGUCAUUAAAGACAGCGACGGCCAGGUGUUUGGUGCGUUGGCAUCUGAGCCCUUUAAGGUCAGCGAUGGCUUUUAUGGCACUGGAGAGACAUUCCUCUUCACCUUUAAUCCAGAGUUUGAGGUGUACAAGUGGACAGGUGACAAUAUGUUUUUCAUCAAAGGGGAUAUGGACUCCUUAGCUUUUGGUGGAGGAAGUGGUGAGUUUGGCCUGUGGCUGGAUGGAGACCUUUACCACGGCAGGAGUCACUCCUGUAAAACAUUUGGGAACCCCAUGCUCAAAAAGGAGGACUUUUAUGUGCAGGACAUAGAGAUCUGGGCUUUUGAAUAACAAAACAGUGCAACACAGGGGAAAAAAGAAGUCCUGGGAAGGGCAGAAAGUGAGGAGUCCUCCUCCUAUAGAACACUGGCAAUGUCCCAAACCUAACUGCACAUCACCAGGGCUCCCGGCCGGAAGCCAGCUAUCGGAUGCUUGUUGUGCGUUACUACUGCAGUUAUUACAGAGAUCCUUUGUUUCUUUUUCUUUUCUUUUUUUCCCUUUGUGAAAAAUUACCU